AUGCCAUUCAUCCAGGUUGCUGCGAGGGUCAACGAGUCAGUUGGACUACCGUUAGAAGAAGACGGAACACUUCUGCUGUCCACAAUGCGAAACAAAUAUCCAGGCGCAAUAGGACUAAUAUUUAAUGAUCCUGAAGGCAGGCAGAGGAGUGUUUGCAGUCAGAUUCAAUGGCUCUCACUAAAAAAGAUCUUCAAUAUAUUAUCAAAAAACAGGCGUGAAAUGUUAAUCCAUUACAACAAUAAUGUAGAAUAUGACACGGAAGACUCGGAUAUGAAUCCUUACCUGUGGAAAAUUGAAUUCAGCUUCAUUAAAAAGCUUCAAACUCCUAUUGAACAAUCACAGAAGAUGAUGGGAUGUCACACCAGCACAUGGUUUCAAUUGUAG
Messenger RNA from Clunio marinus, 384 nucleotides. Lineage: Eukaryota; Metazoa; Arthropoda; Insecta; Diptera; Chironomidae. The record is from the annotation of a GenBank genome assembly.